Molecule: messenger RNA, 1793 nt
Organism: Mirounga angustirostris (Northern elephant seal)
Lineage: Eukaryota; Metazoa; Chordata; Mammalia; Carnivora; Phocidae
Gene: GPR68
Product: G protein-coupled receptor 68
Exons: 3
Coding region: 493-1575 (360 amino acids)
Biological process (GO): G protein-coupled receptor signaling pathway; cellular response to pH
Cellular component (GO): membrane
Molecular function (GO): G protein-coupled receptor activity
Source: RefSeq, a predicted model, not a curated record
GGGCACCACGAGGAGGAGGGUCUGGCCAGGAAAUGGACCCGCCAGCGUUCCCAGACCACCUCUGCCAGCAACCAGAGGACGCAGCGCCCACCUUGCUCGCGGCGCGCUGGCCCUAGGAGGGGGCGCGGACAACGCGCGGGGUAACUGCGCCCGGCACUCUGGCCCUUCACCGCGCAGGUUAAGGACAAAAUCCUGGCACCUUUUUCUCUUCCUGAGUGGGUGUCUCAGAAGAUGUGGGCUCAGCUGAUUUGAGUUCAACUAAAGUAAGAAUCACCCCUCCACCUGCAGUCCCAAAGGCCCACUGGGGAGGAAGAGGGGAUCUCUGGCCCUGGAGAAAGGAAGACUCCCCACUGCAGGGGCUUACCCACCACCCAGGAGGCCCAGCUUUUGGUACAGCUUGAGCCGCAGCCAGCGAACAAGAUGGCUGUAGAGAGACCGGCCCGGUCCCUGAGCCGGUGAGGGGCGAGGCGCCCGGCGCCCUGAGGCCCAAAGAUGGGGAACGUCACUGCAGAGAACAGCUCGCUGUGCGCCAUUGACCACACCAUCCACCAGACUCUGGCCCCGGUGGUCUACGUCGUGGUGCUGGUGGUGGGCUUCCCGGCCAACUGCCUGUCCCUCUACUUUGGCUACCUGCAGAUCAAGGCCCGGAACGAGCUGGGCGUGUACCUGUGCAACCUGACCUUGGCCGACCUCUUCUACAUCUGCUCGCUGCCCUUCUGGCUGCAGUACGUGCUGCAGCACGACCACUGGUCGCACGGGGACCUGUCCUGCCAGGUGUGCGGCAUCCUCCUCUACGAGAACAUCUACAUCAGCGUGGGCUUCCUCUGCUGCAUCUCCAUCGACCGCUACCUGGCCGUGGCCCACCCCUUCCGCUUCCACCAGUUCCGCACGCUCAAGGCGGCCGUGGGCGUCAGCGCGCUCAUCUGGGCCAAGGAGCUGCUGAGCAGCGUCUACUUCCUCAUGCACAAGGAGGUGGUGGAGGACGAGGACCGGCACCGCGUCUGCUUCGAGCACUACCCCCUGGAGCCAUGGCAGCGGGGCAUCAACUACUACCGCUUCCUCGUGGGCUUCCUCUUCCCCCUCUGCCUGCUGCUGGCCUCCUACCGGGGCAUCCUGCGGGCCGUGUGCCGCAGCCACGGCACCCAGAAGAGCCGCAAGGACCAGAUCCAGCGGCUGGUGCUCAGCACCGUGGUCAUCUUCCUGGCCUGCUUCCUGCCCUACCACGCUCUGCUGCUCGUGCGCAGCCUCUGGGAGGCCAGCUGCCAGUUCGCCAAGGCCGUCUUCAACGCCUACCACUUCUCCCUGCUCCUCACCAGCUUCAACUGCGUGGCCGACCCCGUGCUGUACUGCUUCGUCAGCGAGUCCACGCACCGGGACCUGGGCCGCCUCCGGGGGGCCUGCCUGGCCUUCCUGAGCUGCGCGGGCCCCGGCCGCGCCCGGGAGGCCUACCCGCUGGGCGCCGCCCAGGCCUCGGGGAAAGGCGAUGAGCCCGAGCUGUUGACCAGGCUCCACUCGACCUUCCAGACGCCGAACUCGCCCGGAGCCGGGGGGUCGCCCGCGGGCGGCGUGGCCUAGCCGGGGGUCUCGCCGUGGGGGGGCAGGGGCCUCCUUCUGCCAGAGGGAACCAUGGGCCGCGGCCCGCGCGGCAGGACCUCUCUGGUCCCGGGGAGCCCGCUCCAGCUUGCUGGGCCCGGCGGGGAUGAGCCCUGUCGGUUCCUGGGGGUUGUCUGGUGCGGGCGGGGCUUCUGGCGAGGGGAAGACGGCCAGUUGUCACCUCCACGGGGUUCUCGAAG